GAUGCAACCGUCGUUGAAAAACCCAUUCGCCGUUGAUCGUCUCCUUGGUAGAGAAACAUGGGCACCAAGAAGAGAGUUAUGAGAUCUGGAAAGAAGAUUGCUCAUCCUGUCUCCAACAAACCUCGUUUCAACUUCAUUGAGGAAAUGUUCGUGAGUGCUCGUGGAGUUAAAACCAAGGUCUGUACGCUUCCUGCUGCUGAAAUGGAAUCAGUCAUGAACGACAGUGAUAGUGAUAGUGCUAGUGAUAGUGAUGGAGAGCCCUAUCCGAAUUUCGGUGUUGGGGUUAACCCGCAUGAAUCCGUUCUCUCUAACUGUGAUAGAGCACAGCAGAAGAUUUCAGUUGGUCGAAACUUGGGUUUCACCAGACGUUGCAAGCUCAACCUCCUUAGGAAGAGGGGGCAGAGAUUGGAACACAAGCUUAUCAAGAAGCCUGCUCCUUCUGUCCCUCGUUUCAACUUCAUUCAGGAUACGUUCGUGAGUGCUCGUGGAGUUAAGACCAAGGUCUGGACCCUUCCUCCUGCUGAGAUGGACUCUGUCAUGAACGACAGUGAUAGCGAUAGCGAUAGUGAUAGUGAUGGAUCUCAUGAUUUACAUCUCUAUCCGAAUUUCGGCAUUGGGACUCAGCCCUCCAACCCUGCAACCGGUGAAGCUGGAGCUGCUCCUUCUAAGGAGCAGACUUAUUCGUUAGCAUCUUGCAUCGAAGAGAUUACAAAACAUGUGGAGCUUUUGAAACAGGGGCUAUUGUUUUCUUGGAUAACAAAAACGGGAGCUCUUCCUCACUAUACCCAAUCAGCUGGUGAAUGUUGGGCUGCGGCCCUUUCAACAGGCCAUGCUUAUUACAUGGCUGCUAAUAAGAUAGAUGGAGAAAGAGUAACCAUCGAACUCCUCCUCGAUGGUGUUUCUAAGGAGCAUCUAAUGGGUUCAGGUGGAAUUGAUCGACUCGAAAGCGCAAGGGACUUUAUGGUCACUAACGGCUAUGUCACGGACAUGAUUGUCCAUAGGCGUCCUUCAGUUUCUGAGGAGUUUGCUGGUUAUGAGAUCCUGCUUGAGAAGCUGCUAGCCAGAGGCCCUAUGGUUGUUGUGUUCGAUAUUCUUCCACGGUACAAAGAUUAUGAUGGAAAAAGUAUAUUCAUUCCCGAUGAGACGGAAUGUCGGGUAUCUGUGCUUGAGAGAUGUAAGCAGCACAGCGUUGUUGUCACCGGAUGUGGGGUUGGGUUGGUCGAAGGAAAGCCGACUGAGUUCUGGCAAACCCAUGAUUCCCAGAAACCUCCAUGGGGAGUGGACGGUUUUGGCCAGUUGGCUCGUCGGAAUGGUCUGAUCGUAGCAGCGGUUGAGUUUAAGUUCUGAUCAGUACCGCCAGAAGAUCACAAGUAAAAGGAGGAUGAUAGAAGCUUUGAAGCUCUUGAAACUUUUUAUAUUUUGUCGUAAUCAACUUUGGGUUAUAAAUAACUCGUGUUCUGUCGUCGUUUCUCUUAAGAUUCUAAGGCUUUUGAUGUGUUAAAACUGUUGCUUCUUUUU
Brassica oleracea var. oleracea is the source of this 1518-nucleotide messenger RNA. RefSeq lists its product as uncharacterized. Bases 58 to 1347 code for a protein of 429 amino acids. Lineage: Eukaryota; Viridiplantae; Streptophyta; Magnoliopsida; Brassicales; Brassicaceae. The transcript is spliced from 12 exons. The record is from RefSeq and is a predicted model, not a curated record.